AGUUGCACGCCGAGUCCCCGCCCCCGCCUCCCCGCCGCCGCCGCCGCCGUCCCCGCCUCCCCGCCGCCGCCGCCGCCAUGUCGCCGCUCGCCCGCUCGCUGCUCGCGCUCGCCGCGCUGAUCGCCACCGCCGACGCACAGUACCGCCAAUGCACCACAAAAGUUACAAAAUCUAAGGGUUUGAUAACCGAUAAUCCUGUACCACUAGUGCCAGCACACGUACCGUUCCCGGGGGGACUAAUACGAGUUCCUGAUUAUGGUGCUUGCGGAUAUUCGAAACCGCCUGUGGGUGAGAAGGUGAUUUGUUGCAACUCCACCACGUCCGGCAAGUAUCCCCCGCCCGACGUCGAGUUCUUCGCGGGCAGCCUCGACUUCGUCGUCAAUAAUACUGAUCCGAUGGGAAGCGACUGUUCCAUCACCCAAUACUGUCUCUGAUUAUAAUAACAUUUUAAGCGUUCACGUUCUGUAUGCCUACGGAUCACUCGUUUUGAUUUAUACCUAUGGCUAUUGACAAACGGACACCACUUAUAGUCUAUUUUUGAUUUGUUUCGUAUUAUUAUGUUUGUAUAAAUGCAACGUGCACUAGCUGUUUACUGUUGUGGCUCUUCUAAGAUACAUAAUAAGUUUCAAAAUUAUUACUCUUAUUUUUAGUAAAGUGCACUAUGUGGAUACAAAUAAAGAUUUCAUUGCA
Molecule: messenger RNA, 690 nt
Organism: Leguminivora glycinivorella
Lineage: Eukaryota; Metazoa; Arthropoda; Insecta; Lepidoptera; Tortricidae
Exons: 3
Coding region: 78-434 (118 amino acids)
Source: RefSeq, a predicted model, not a curated record